This is a messenger RNA of Mesorhabditis belari, 627 nucleotides long. NCBI's taxonomy places the organism in Eukaryota, Metazoa, Nematoda, Chromadorea, Rhabditida, Rhabditidae. The record is from the annotation of a GenBank genome assembly.
AUGGAAAAUCUUAUUUUGCUACCCCUUAUCAAAAGACAGGAUUUGAAUUUGGCGUGCAUUCAACUUUUAAAUCAGGAUUGGCCAAAAAGCGAAGGGUCAAGGAUGCACUCGCAAGAAAAAUCAUGUCGGUCCGAGCCACCAAUGGCAUUUCUUUUAAUCGACCGAUCCGGAGAGAUCGAAAAACUGAUUGGACACGCUCGUCUUUGCCCUUUACCAAAUAAGAAGGGCGCUUGUUGGAUCGAAUCAGUGAUUGUGGACAAAAAUGACAGAGGAAAAGGCCUCGGGAAGUUUUUGAUGAUACAGCUUGAAGAUUUUAUUCGCUCAUUUGGAUACACAGAGAUCUAUUUAUCCACAGAAGACAAACAAUUUUUUUAUGAGCGCUGCGGGUACACAACAUGUCAAUCGAUCGUUCACACCACAGCCGCCCCUUCAAUGCUCAAUUUAAUCAAUCGACUGGGAAACGUUGAAGAGACUCGGAUAGACGAAAGGAAACCAGUUAUAUCUCAAGAGGCUACUGAAAGCACAAAGACAUCUAUACCGACACCCCCUCCUCCUCCUCCGUCUUUCACAAAAAUCAAACCCGAAACUCAACUUGAAACCACUAUUUACAUGAAAAAGUCACUUCAC